AUGCCGGUGGUGCAGGGCGGCACUAAUGUCCUCCCUAUUUUAGCUCGGCUCACAUUCAUCACUACGUUGUUUUCUGUCGCACAUCAGGACCUGGGGAGUUCAGACGGGCCCCCCCGGAACUGGAAGGGCAUAGGGAUCGCUAUGGUGGUGAUCCUGGCCGUUAUGUCCCUGGUCAUCCUCUCUGUCGUCAUCCUCACGCCGGACGAGUCUCACUUGUUACUCCUCUCCCAUGUGACCAUGGAGGAUCUGGACAGAGAAGAGUUUAAACUUCACGAUCCCUGUGCGGCGUGGUUGAACGAUAGCGAAGUUGCCCUGCGAACCAGAGAGGGACAUGUCCUGACAUUCACCUUCAACAACAACCUAACCACCACCCUGCUGGACAACAGCUCUCUGGACCUGACCUCAACUAAAUUCCAGGUGUCUGCAGACAAGAGUUUCGUCCUCUUGGCGUAUAACAUUCGACCGGUGUUUUCUCAGUCCUUCACAGCCUCCUAUGCUAUCUACAGUGUGGCUAAUGGGGAUCUGCAGGAGCUUAGCCCUCCAGAGAGGGACACGGCAGAGUUGCAGUAUGCUUCCUGGGGACCGCAGGGGAACCAGCUGGCCUUCGUGUUCGACGGCGAUAUCUACUACAAGCCCAGCGUGGCGGGCAACCCGCUGCGCCUCACGUCCACCGACGAGGACCAGAAGGUGGUGAACGGACUCUCUGACUGGACUUAUGAAGAGGAGGUGCUUCUGACGUAUGCUGCCCACUGGUGGUCAAUGGACGGUGCCCGGCUUGCAUAUCUCCGCAUCAAUAACUCUGCAACACCUGUGAUGGAAAUCCCUCAGUUCCUCGGAGGCCUCUACCCAUCCAAUAUGAUUUUUCCCUACCCGAAGGCUGGUUCCAGCAUCCCAUCAGUCAGUCUGUUUGUAGUGAACCUUUACGGUCCAGCUCACACUCUUGAGAUGCUGCCUCCCGACUCCCUCAGGGCCAGGGAAAACUACAUCUCCAUGGUGAGCUGGAUCAGCAGCACCCGGCUGGCGGUUCGCUGGCUGAAUCGUGCCCAGAACCAGUCGGUCCUCUGCGUGUGUGAGGCCACCACGGGGGCUUGCUCGGAGAAACACAAAAUGACCAUGGAGAUAAUGCAGAACCAGCGACAGGAUGUGCCUUUGUUCACGUCCGAUGGCUCAAUAUUUUAUACGGUACUCCCUGCAAAACAAGGCGCUCGUGGAGAGUUUCACCACAUUGCUGGUCUGACAGUACAGCCUGCCAUCCCCUCUGUCCCCCCUCGCUUCUUGACAUCGGGGAGCUGGGACGUCACCUCGCUCUGCGCCUUGGACGAGAAGGCUGGAAAAAUCUACUUUCUGAGCACAGAGGUAUCAAGAGAGAGCAGACACCUGUACAGUGCGGAUCUGAAUGGAGUGUUUCAGCGUCAUUGCAUCUCAUGUGACCUCAUUGAUGGAUGUGGCUUCUUCAAAGCUGUUUUCAGCCCCAAUCAAACCCACUUCAUCCUCUAUUGUUUAGGUCCAGGAAUCCCUAAAGUGACGGUUCACAGUACGAAGGACCCCUCCAGUUAUGUCAUCUUGGAGGAAAACAACCCCCUGUCCGAAGCUCUGGGCGACAAGAGGCUCCCAGAGAGUCUGUUUAGGACAGUCCAAGCAGACAACCAUGAUCUGCACCUGAAGCUAUCUCUACCUCAGGGCUAUGAGGCCAACCUGCUCCCGCUCCUCAUUAUUGUGGAUGGCACUCCAGGGAGCCAGACCGUGACGGAGGAGUUUUCCCUCGGCUGGCCUCAGGUCCUCUGCAGCACGCACAACGUGGCCCUGGCCUGGGUGGACGGCCGGAGCGGGGUGGGUCGCGGCCAGAAGACGGUCGCCGUGGAUCCUAGGAAGCUUGGCUCGCUGAGAGUCAAAGACUAUCUGGGAGUUGUUGAGUUGUUGAUGCAGCUGCCUUACAUCGACGAUCGAAGGAUAGCCCUCUUUGGAAAGGCAUUUGGAGGCUAUUUGACUCUUAAAAUGUUAGCCGCGACAGAAAACCUCUUUCAAUGCACGGCAGCUGUGGCACCAAUAACGGAUUUCAGGCUUUAUAGUGCAGCUUUUUCUGAAAGGUAUCUUGGGUUUCCAGCAAAGGAGGAGCAUGCUUACUCUACUGCCUCUGUCCUUGAAGAAGCCAACAAACUAAAAGAGGAGAACUUCCUUAUUCUCCACGGAACUGCGGAUGCGAGGGUCCACUUCCAGCACAGUGCUGAGCUCCUUAGCCGCCUGGUGAAGGUGGAGGCCAACUACUCCCUGCAGCUGUACCCUGAUGAGGGCCACGCCCUGAGAGAGCCACGCAGCGUCAGACAUUUCCAGCGGACUGUGGUGAACUACCUCCAGAACUGCCUGAAGCACAUCGCCCUUCUAGACGCCCCCGAGGAAGAAGAGGAGGAAGAUGACUGAGCCCAGGGGCAUCCGUCGCUUCAUCUUAAAGGACUCACGAUGAGGACUGUAUGCAACGGUCAUGCAUUUCAUUGGGUCAUAUUACCAGGAAUUAGAACGGAGGAGUGGGGUCCAAAAAGCAUCAGAUCAACUCCUGUAACCUCGGGGGGGAAAAAAUUCUUGUACUGUACGAGACGUUGCACACAAAUAGUUUUGCCGUUUUGUUGUUUGUCUGAGGAGCAGUUUGUUUACAAAAUUCACUGGAGGUUAUGUGGACGAGACUGCCACUGACUCAAAAGGUUUACAAAGCUUAUAAAACAUGCAUGUCAUGAUGGCUGCAUGAUGUUGAUUAUUGCAUUUUGAGGAUUUUCCAGGGUUUUGGUUUUUGUCUUCAAAGCUCAGAGCCGGGGCCUCAGAGUCCAGUUCCUGAGCUCCUCUGCAACUUUUAGGUGCAACCCUGCUCCAACACUCCUGGAUCAAAUUGGGAAAUUACCUCCUCUGCAUGUCAGUUUCUGCAAAGGCCCAUUUAAUUCAGCACUGGAACAUACGUGCAGCUAAAAGUUGUAAGACGACAGCUAAUGAGGAGUUGGAGACCCAUGGCUUAGUAUGUGCAAAAGCUGCAAGGUACAUACUGGCAGACAUUUUAAAAUGACCGGUUGCAUAAAAGAAACAUCCUAACACACUGAUUACCUUGAGAAAGAAGGUAAUCGGUCUGACAAAACCGAAUAUUUGGGGCAGUUUUUGACUAAAUAUACGUGAAUGCAAAACUUUAGGAAAAGCAUCCUAAUUGGUCCCUGGUCUGUUCAUAGCCUGCACGAUCUCAGAAUACAAUCAGAGCCAUGGUUGCAU
Molecule: messenger RNA, 3246 nt
Organism: Fundulus heteroclitus (mummichog)
Lineage: Eukaryota; Metazoa; Chordata; Actinopteri; Cyprinodontiformes; Fundulidae
Product: inactive dipeptidyl peptidase 10
Biological process (GO): proteolysis
Molecular function (GO): serine-type peptidase activity; dipeptidyl-peptidase activity
Source: RefSeq, a predicted model, not a curated record